This is a messenger RNA of Varanus komodoensis (Komodo dragon), 7204 nucleotides long. RefSeq names its product membrane bound transcription factor peptidase, site 2 (gene MBTPS2). The transcript has 11 exons. The record is from RefSeq and is a predicted model, not a curated record. The coding region runs from base 458 to 1795 and encodes 445 amino acids. Gene Ontology annotation, biological process: membrane protein intracellular domain proteolysis; regulation of response to endoplasmic reticulum stress. Gene Ontology annotation, molecular function: metalloendopeptidase activity; protein binding. NCBI's taxonomy places the organism in Eukaryota, Metazoa, Chordata, Lepidosauria, Squamata, Varanidae. Gene Ontology annotation, cellular component: membrane; cytoplasm.
UAGGGACAGUAUCACGAUAUAAUCAAAUAUAGAGCUGUUGUUCACCAAAAUAUUCAUCAAUAUAUAAAAAUGCUUUAGUAUAUUCUAUUGCCCACUUAGUCUGUUCCAAUUUUUAAUUUGUUUGCUUUAAGGCAGCAUCUGAGGACCAAUUCAUUUUCACAGCAACCCAAAAGCUACAGCCCCUGGUCUAGGCAAGCCUAGCAGCAGGCGUGCACCCAGGCCUUGUCCAUGCAGAGGAAGAGUUUGUUUGAACCCGAACUCCACAUGGAGACCACUCAGGCUCAGAGGCAAUUGCAUAACCGCACACAGCACUCUUCUGAAGCGGCCUGUUCAUGAAGCCAGACAAUAAACAGAAGCCCUAUGAACUCCUGAGUUCUUCACACAGUCAUCUUCCUCUCUGAAGGCAUCUUAUGAAGACUGGCUCACAUCUCAUGGUCUGACUCUCUCUCCAUUUCAUAUGCGAUGGCAGACAACUCUUUUCAAUCGUCUGUUCUACAGCUGGGGACGAUGGAAACCUAAAUUUCUUUAUCUAUGGUUUAGCAUGGGGAUGUUUUUUGGCAUAGCAGCUAUGUUUGGUUCUGUUGUUCUCCUGGGGAAGACACUGAUGCACACACUUUCACAAAUGUGGUCUGAAGCUCCUACAGGGCAGAAUGAUCAGAUGUUGCAAGUGGUGGUGCCUGGGGUCAACCUUCCCAUCAGCCAGCUGUCCUAUUUCUUCACAGCAAUCCUCAUCAGUGCUGUCAUACAUGAAGUUGGCCAUGGGGUGGCAGCUAUUCGAGAGCAGGUUCGGUUCAAUGGCUUUGGAAUGUUUAUAUUUAUUGUUUAUCCGGGGGCAUUUGUCGAUCUGUUCACCACCCAUUUGCAACUAAUUUCUCCAGUCCAGCAGUUACGAAUAUUUUGUGCAGGAGUCUGGCAUAACUUUAUGCUUGGGCUUGUAAGCCUUGCGGUUCUCUUUUUGCUGCCAGCUAUUCUUUUUCCACUUUAUUACACUGGUGCAGGGGCACUUGUCAUUGAAGUUGCAGAGGAUUCUCCUGCUAAUGGGCCCAGAGGCCUCUUUGUUGGUGAUCUUGUUACCAGUUUGCAAGACUGUUCAGUUCAUAAUGUGGAAGAUUGGAAUUCCUGCCUGGGGAAGAUUUCUCUGAAGCCACAAACAGGCUAUUGCAUAAAAUCAUCAAUACUGCAACAGCUUAGCUUCCCAUCUAGAGGUUUUAGACGACUUGAUGGUACCGUUGAAUGCUGUAGCAAUAACAGCCUCACGGAUGUCUGCUUUUCAUACAGCAAUAAUCUGAACAGUCACCUGUAUGCCUGUCUGCCAGCACGAAAAACUAUUGAGGCAAGUCAACUUUGUCAUACUAAUAAGGACUGCCAGAAGAACUUUGUUUCAAGUCUGUGUGUGACACCUUCUUUGGAAAAUCAAACCAGACUUAUCCGGGUAAAUCAUCUGCCUCAGGUUGAUAUGCUAUUUGUUGGGCACCCACUACAUCUCCAAUAUACAGUGAGCCUCAGCAGUUUUGUACCACGACACAACUUCCUCAGUAUGGACCUGCCUGUUGUACUGGAAACAUUUUGCAAAUACCUUAUUUCACUUUCAGGAGCACUGGCUGUAAUUAAUGCAGUACCCUGCUUUGCUUUAGAUGGUCAAUGGAUAUUAAACUCUUUCCUAGAAGCUACUCUUAGCAAACUGGUUUUUGAAAAACAAAACAGGGAGCUUAUUGGCUUUUUAAUUUUGCUUGCUGGCAGCACACUUUUGGCUGCCAAUGUGGCUCUUGGACUCUGGGUUGUGACAGCACGAUAGCAUAUCAAGCAAUUGUAACAUCUGAUAAUUUAUUUUCUAGCAGGAAAAUGACUGUCCUGUGAGUUAUAAGUCAUUCAAAACUGAUUAUUGUAAGCUAAAAGGAUAUUUUUAAAUUUUUAAUGCCAUUGAAAAAGGAAGAUUAGGACUUGUGUUGUUUAGCUUUCCAGAUAUAAUUGUUAUUCAGCACUGACAACUUCUGUAGUGGAUGAUACUGUGAACUCAGUCUGUGGUGUACCUCAGCACUGUCCAACCAGUAGGCCAUACCAAGCCUACCUGUGAUAUCAAUAAAAAGCUCUAGUAUCUUUUGAGAAGUAUCUGGGAAAGACCAAAUAAAUAAAUGAUCAUGUUGUUAUAAACCUUUGUUGCACACUUCAUUUAGAAGAUAGCCACAUGUUCAAAUGACAUACUUGACAAACUUCCCAGUCAUUCUUGCCCCUUAAAUGAAACAUGAGACUUAGUAAAAUCUCAUAAUGUACCAUGUAUUUCCUCUUGGUGAUUGAGAGGAUUUUUGAAUUUUGCUGCUUAUUCAAAGUUGAAAUUCAGACUUCAUGUAUAUGGUAGGAUUAUUACAAAUCUGAUCAAUUUGUCUUCAUUUGUAUAUCUUUAGUUUCCUCAUGUGUAAUGUAGGUAUUGCAUACAAUUCCAGUGUCCAUACUGUGUUUUUAUAUGUUCUUUCUUACUAAAUGACUAAGGUUGGAUGUUGUUUCCUAUAGCAUGACAUUGAGGUGCCCUUUGAGCGUUUCCCCAGCUACGUGCAAGCCAAAGAAUCGCUUCCAUAUAUGGUUGGGAGAACUUUUAAACAGCCCUUUCUUCAUAACUGCACGCCUUUUCAGAGACUUAAAGAGAAAUGCUCCACUCCCAUACAGAGCCUUUCAUUUCACAAAAAGCGUGUAUGCAGACAGCCAUUUUCUCUAGCUUGCAUAAGAAAUAUUCUUUCCCCCAGACGAGAAUAGGUAACUCCCUGCUAAGAAGCUCUGGACUGUAUCCAAAAUGCAAUUGGUUACUUCUUGUCUCUGCUUGAAAUGAAUUGAUAAGUUGACUACUCAAAAUAUUUUCAAAGAUGCAUGCUUGCUUCACACAGAUCAUAAUCAAUCAUCAUCUGCCUAAAGCAAACAAUUACAGCCUGAGAAAUGUAACUGAUAUGCUUUAAUAUGUCUUCAUUAUUAGAUACCUCCUUAAAUGGGUCAUGGUGUAGAAGCAGGUGAAUUUAAAUCUAAAGAAAAUAUGUUCCAUCGUAAAUUGAAAAGUACAUGUAAAAUGUAUUGUGAAAAUCUGUAUCAGAUGGGAAAGUGUUUGGUAUUCAGAGGUUUGUACAUAAUUUUGGCUGAAAUUUCUAAGCACAUUUUUAUUCAGCUCAGUUGGGAUAGACAUGUUUAGGAUUAUGCUGCACAAAUAAUACCUAACCGGAUCCUUAAUGACAAAUUCUAUCUAUUAAGUAUUCAAAUAAAUAUUCAGGUUUAGUUAUAUACAAUGAUGUGACUGCGACAAAUUCAAAAAUAAAACAUUAAUAUAAUAAAAUUAUUUCCUGCCUUAGUUUACAAAAUGUUUUAUUCAAUCAGAAAUAGUUCUCUACUGACUUUGUGUAAAUGUUACUUAUCUAAGGGCUUUAAUGUUAGUUUUAUUGCUGGACAAAUGAUCCAGUAGUGUCAAACUAUGGUACUUGGGAAGUCUAGUCAUAGUAAUUACCAAGGAUAUAAUUGAGCACAAUGGUAUAACUAAUUUUAGAAAUUAUUUAUUUUUAAGUUCUGUUAGGACAAUCAAUUUACCAGCUUGGUCACAUUAAUAAAUUCAUCAACUUGUAAUAUGAACACAAUGGUGCUGUAAUUAUGUCAAAUAAUGCCAAAAAAUCAUUUACCCUGAGCUGUGUCUUUAAUUGCCUGUACUUCCAGUAUCUUCAGUGAUCCAGAAGGAACUUCUUGGUAAUGGCACAAUGUGGUCCUGUGAACUCCCAAAUUUGAUAUAUUGAUAUCAGCCUAAAAAGGGGUGAUCAGAAGUCACCUGGCUCUCCCAUUCAAGAAAUGUUCUGCUUCCUUGUUCUAACCAGACAUGUAUGCAAUGAGUAUGCAGUCAACAUUGGGAAGUGGCAGUGCAGAUGUGCUUUAGAAUAACCGCAGAUCCCAGUAAGCACAGGAAGUGAAUUUAGAGUGGCUCUCCUUGGGAAUGAAGUGUUAGUUCUUAUUACAUCAUCAAACACUAAUAUAUAGAAAGAAUACUAAUAUAGGAAACCCGAUUGGAUGUGCUAUUAUACAAUAAUAGUUGGAAGUACAAAACUUUUGGACUCUACUUCUCAACACAGCAGAAAACUCAAGAACUACACAGCAGAAAGGUGUAGUUCUUGAGUGGCUGCAGCAAUAUUGGUUUUGGGGCAGUGUUUGCUAGGAACCCUGGCUUGUGAUAUCAAUCCAUACUAGUGAGUAGCACGAAACCUGGAAUUUAUGGAACAAACUAACAAAAUGCUGAACAAUACCAAAUGUCACAGUUCAUUGCUAUUGAACUGCACAAUGUACAAAAGAAAUACAUGUGCAAGUCCUGUUGGUAUGAAUGAACGGUUGACUGUGAAAUUUGACUACACAUUGCUUGUUGCGAAAAAAUAAUAUUGGAAUCAGAAAGAUAGUGAUGAUAGCCAGAAAAGAUAUAUGGGUAUUCUUCAUACUGCUGUGACUUCUGGCCUGCUGGUUUAAUCGUUUUUCUCUCAAUACUAAGGAAAAAGACACUAGUGAUUGACCCUGGAUUCCAAUUUUAUUUUUAGCAUCUUAGGCUGCAAUUCCAUACCCAUUUACCUAAGAGUAAACCACACUGAACUGAAUGGCAUUAUUUCAAAGUAGAUAUAUGUAGAAUUGUGAUGUAAAUUGAACACUGGGAUGUUAUAGAGACAUACAUGGUGCCUUCAUAGCACAAUUAAUUUACUCUAUAUAAAUUCACGCAAAAUGCUUGUAUGAUUUGACGAGCUGAGCUCAGAUUACCGGUCAUCUGAUAUACAACAAUACACUCAGUAUUUAAUAGCAAAUCAUUCUACAGCAAGUCACUUCUAAUAGAACUUGUUCAUUAAUUUCAAAUUAAUUUUGAAAACCCUUGAAGUUUUUUUUUUAAGUGGGGUGUUUUCUAGGAGUCCUUCUCGAGCAAUAGCUAAAGUAUUAAAAAGUUUCAAGACACAUUAUAAUACUGAUGAAAAUUAAAGAUAUUCCAUUUUUGUAUGGAGUUUCUGCCUGGUUCUUGUUCAAAAUGAGAGGAUCAAAUAGUUAAAUGAGAGGAUUUACAAAGAAAAGAGAACUCUAAUAGUUCAAGAGAAAAUAAAAAAGGUUUUUAUUUUGUUGUGCCAUUUGUAAUGGAACUACUCUUUUGAAAAGCAAAGUCAACUUUAUCUCUUUGAUUCAUAGACAGUUUUGCAGACAAAGAACAUUUUGAAACUGUGUCUCUGACUUUUCUAAUAAACUCAGAUAUUUGACCUUGCAUCUCACAUAAAAGAAACUAUGUCUGCUGCUGAUAGAAUGUAAUUGUUCUCCUGGCCUGAAGCACUAACAACUAUCCAAAGAAGUUUCAAUAAUUAACUAGUUUCACUAAGCAGUUGAAAUACUUUGAAUAAUGCAAGAUUAAAAACUGCUUUUCAAGCUUUGGUACUGUCUGCUUCAAUAUGUAUUACUAAACUGAAGGAAUCCAAGAGGGAAACAUACUGCUAUAGAAUAAAUGUGAAAAGUUGAAACUGAAGUUAAAUUAUGCAUAAGUUCUAAGAAUGCCAUUUGUGAAAUCUAUCCACUUUGUACUGUUGUUUCGACAUGUUUACAGCACAGCCCUAUGUUUGUCUCAACUUCCCAUAAAAUUCUAUGAUUGAGACGGGGAUUGUACGCUCAAGUAUAAUCUGUAAGCACCCUGAAGGCAGGUUUUAACAGUGUGCUCAUGAUGGACAGUUGAUUCAAAUCAUAUCCAAUACCCAAGACAAAAUGUUACUUGAAUUAACAGAAAUAUCCCAAGGCCUCUUUAUUGCACUGAUAAAAUCUCAGAUUUCUUAAUUUAUUUCAAAGGUUUGCUGAGGGUUGAAAAAGUACUGCAUUGUCUGGUUAUGAGGGACAGCUGGCCUAGAUAGGACUAUGGCAUCUACAACUACCAGGCUACAAAAACCAGGCAUUACUAUUCCAUAGAAAGCUUGCACUUAUUAAUCAAAGUAAUUUAUCAGUGUUCAAUAUGUUUCUGCAUUUCUUCCCUUCCCCUUGAGAAAAGACUGUUCCAAGGGUGAGGAGAUGGGGAGUAGUUAAAAGAACAACUAAGGCAUCGGUUAGUUAGCAUCUGUUUCUGAGUUCAUCAGAAAGUGACUGACCAAUUAAAUGAGUAUUCUUACCCCUUUUUGUAUUACAAUCUUGCUAGAGGCAAUUUUUGCACUGCUCUUAUGGAGAAGGAUGAGGUAGUGGUGAAGGCAUACAUAUCGGUAUCUCCACAAAGCAUUCAUAGAGUCUUAAACAUGAUUGGGUAGUGGUCUUUGGGAAGCAGCUAGCAUUUCAGGCCUCAUAAAUGGCUUUUGCCCAAAGUUUUGAGUAUGUAGCUUAGAAACUUAAAAUACUUGUUUGAAAAGAUACAGUUUUUGAAUAGUGGAUGUGUGUGUUUCUGCCAUCUGUGCUCUUUCUGAGCUGACAGUCCUUAUGUCCCCCUCACACACAGGUUCAAUUUAUAUCAACUGCUCCUAUGUGAAGGAACAAAGAAAGUGGGGAGCAAUACAAAGCCUUGUCCAGUCAAACUAUUUUCUGUGUGAACCAAAUGAUAUUUGGGAAGGACAGGGAAACAACAGGCAGGCAAAGAAGACAUCCGCUUUUUUUUACCUGGAAUGUCUACAUAUCACAUGGCCAAUUGACAGAAACUGAAUUCUUAAGUUUAUUUUGAUAAUGCCAUUAUUGCCGUUUUAUUAAUGGAGAAUGCUGGCUAGAUAAGCCUUUUGUCUGGUUCUCCCUGGCUCUUAUUGUAUUAUUGUAGAUUUGUGUCAUAUAGAUGGCAAGAUGGUAAUACUGAGCCAUUUUAUCACAUCAGCAAGCUGCUUCCUGUUGGUGACUUAUUAGGUACAUGUCCACACAGGCAGCAUUUUGACUCUUCCUGAUAAUUCUGUUAGAUUAGGGCAUAUUUUAGUGUGGUAAAUCUAAAAAUAUAAAUAAGCCUUUCCUGUGAUACAUGGAACUUCCCACCCAAAGAAUCUUAGAUAAUCAUCUUUACUAUUGUUCCUUGCCAACUUUUUUUCAGAAAGCUUUUAAUUCUGUUGCUAUUAAGUAUUUGUUGUCUUCCUACAUGUUGUUAUAUUGCUUGUAGUUAUUUUAUAAUGCAUUUUGUGAUUUUAAUGAAGUGGAAUAUUGUUUCUUGGAUUGUUUGCCUUUGUCACACCUGUGUAAGGUAAAGUAUGAUGUUUUUAAAUAAAGAAUACUUUUUCUAACA